CAAACACUUUCUGCCAUUCAAAGAUGACUAUUGGUGCUUCAGAAACCUACUAAGACAGGCUGGAUCCAUGGUACUAGGUCGAACGUGCAUUUAGAAGUCUUGAGCUCACCUGGUAACUGACCAAUUUCAACGGUGAACAUGGGGUAUCACAGAAGGCUCUCGUCGGCCGUCCUUCUACUUCUCAUUGUUAGCACAUCAGUAUCGCUAGCAGUCGCCGGCUCUGCCGCUUCGAGUCCCUCACAUUUCGAGGCCUUCAUGCGAAAGACACUCGGGCUUCCCCUGGAGCCGAGACAACAGCAGAAGGAGCGCAUUCUAGCAGAAGACACGCGCGGCAUUGCGAGAGAAUCCAACGGUGACGAUGACGCGGAGCGGAACGAGCGGCUGCUGCUCGACACGGCGACGAAGCUGGGUCUGGCGGCGCCGCCGCUCAGCUCGGGGCCGAGCAUGGCGGUGGUGAACAUGUCGUUCUACCGCUGGGAGAGCGUCGCGCCGCCGCCCGUCGUCGACUGGCGCACGACUGCCGCCAUCACGCCCAUCCAGACUCAGUUUUCGUGCUCAAGCUGUUGGGCAAUCGCAGCCGUCGACUCUAUCUCCAUGAUGUGGGCGAUUGCCAAAAACGCCGCCGCAGAUCCGCUGUCGCCGCAGCAGGUGUGCGACUGUGCGACGAAGCAGUGCUGCCUGGGCGGCUGGCCCGACUGGGCGUUUUCCUACGUGCUCUUCAACGGCGGAAUCACCUCCAACACCAACUACCCGUACCUGGCGUACGAUUCUGACACGUGUCUGCUCGACACAACCAUGCCGUCCACGGCGCAAAUCACGGGGUGGGAGCUGGUGCCAGCGUUCAACCGCAUGGCGCUCAUGAAGGCCGUCUCGAAGCAGCCGGUCGUCGCAUUUCUCAGCGCGUCGACUCCAGACUUCGCGAUGUACAAGAGCCAAGAUACGCUCAACAUUUACAACGGGCUGUGCACGACGGAGGUGAACCACGCGGUGGUGGUGGUUGGAUUCAACUACACGGGGCCGGAUCUGAAAGGAAGCUACUGGAUAAUCAAGAACUCGUGGUUUGCUACGUGGGGCGACCACGGCUACAUGUACCUCACGAUGUCGCCCGACGUGCGCGGGAAAUGCGGGAUCCUCUCAACCCCCGCCAUGUACCCCGUCUACUUCCCAUCGGGGCAGCAGCCGGCGCGCUUCUCGUCCGACAAGCGUGGCAAGUGGAACAUCAACAAAGUGGACGACCUCUCGUCGUCGCUCUUCGCCUCGACUCUCUCCAUCGAUACAACCACGAGCACGACCAGCACCACGACCAGUACUAGCACCGCGACGGUUGCGUCUUUUAGCGACCCGACGUCCUCGCUGCUGAUUGGUUCAUCCACCGACUCUUCCCUCAAGACAACCACGCAGACUUCGACGGCGUGCACGGGUAUGAUCAACCCUUGCGGCGGGGGGAGUUGCUACAUGAGCGGCGGAAUCCCGCGGUGCAACUGCAGCGCGCUCACGACUUUCGUUGAGGUGCUGGGCGUCCCCACGUCAAAAUGCGUGCCGCGAUAUCCGUGCUUGGCUGCCCUUGUGAAUCCCUGCGGCGGCGGAACAUGCUCAGAUGUGGGCGACGGGACGUACACCUGCGCGUGCGCAUCGGGUUACGCCAUCGGCGCUGCCGUGGACGGUUCGCCAACGUGCAUGCCUGCCGCUGGGCUCGCGAAAUCCUACGUUACCCUCCCUGGCGACAACUGCACGACGGUCGCGACAGCUUUCGGGAUUUCGACCUCCACCCUAACCGCUCUCAACACGUUUAUCAACUGCUCCGUUACAGAAUACCUUCCUCCUGGGAUUGCGCUUACUGUAUCUGGAUCUGUGACUUCCUUAUCCUCUUAUUGCACGACCACAUACACUGUCCGACCUUCAGACACCUGCUACACUAUAGCGAAUAAUUUCUUCAACGGUUCGCUAACUGCACUCGCCACGAACAACCCCGGCUUAUCCUGCAAGCGCCUGUUCAAGUCGCAGCAGAUUUGUCUUGAAAUGAUUCCGGCAUCGACUACAUCGUCUGCUGUACAAUGUGGGCAAAGCGUUGCGGUGCUCAUUGGAGACACGUGCGCUUCACUCGCCACUAAAUAUAUUAUCAGCACAUCAACUUUUGUGACCCUCAACCCGGGUCUCAACUGCAGCAGCACCCUCACUGUUGGAUCCUACGUCUGUGUGGCACCAAAAUCAUCCGCUACGACCAUCAACUGCACGGGCUUCUAUCGUGUGAUGCAGGGCGACACAUGCCCCUCUAUUUGGAAUGGAGCCAACCUCACCAUGUCCAUGUUCCUCGCCAUCAACCCCGGCAUCCAGUGCCAGGCUCCCUACCUUGCCAUUGGCCAGCAGGUCUGCAUCGACUCACCCAUCCUGACAACUAUGCAGAGAGCACCCAACGUGUCCUACACCAUCCACACCGUCCGCACCGACGAAACCAUCGCUGACAUCUCAUCCAUCUACGUGCCUCGCUGCACGUCCACCUCCAUCUCUCCUGUUGCCAUCGCAGCUGCCAAUUUCAUCGCCAAUGCAUCGGCUCCUCUUGUCGCUGGCACCAACCUCAUCAUCCCCUGUAUAGGCAAGAUCGGUGCCAUUGACUGUGGCUGCGCAACGUCUCUCUCUGUGUGCGGAUCUGAUUUGGUCACCUACCCAUCGUACUGCGAUGCCCUCUGUAACUUCGCCGUUCCAGUAGUAGCAGACCAGCCUUGUGCCGGAGGAUGCGUCAGCGCCUGCUUCAACCGCAUGGGCCUGGCUCCUCUCGCUGGCUAUGGCUGCACUUAUGCCAUCUGCCCCUAUCCCACCUGGCCGUUUCCCGCCACUUCAGAUUGCAGUAUAAUGAUGGGUAACGUCACGGGUCCUUGCUGCAAGUACCGGGAUAAUGCAUGCCAGCAAGAGUGCACUGAUACGGCGGCUACACUUGGGGGGACUACCACUCAACGGACCAACAACUACAACUCGUGCUACAGCCAGUGCAUGUGCUGCAGUGGCGUUUCCUGUGGUGCAGGGACCUGCAAAGCGCCCUCUUCCUGUUGGAGUGCCAGCCCGCGCCAGUGCACCUACAGCAGCUACACCUACUGGUGGAACUGCACUUAUUUCCCCCCAGACAAUCCUUUGCCUUGAAGCCCAAGAAUUGAGGACAUCUGUUGGAGUCAUAGCAGGGCACUAUGGUUUUCGAAAUGGUUUGUUUUCAUUGAAUCUCCUGCCCUUCUAGUUAACCUCAGUGCAGGACCGUUUGCAUUGCUUUGUUGUAAAUUAUUAAUGUUCAACAAACUAGGAUCCUGAUUUUGUAAAGCCCUUUGUGACAUUGCGAUUCGUUUCAAGCC
Messenger RNA from Closterium sp. NIES-67, 3338 nucleotides. The record is from the annotation of a GenBank genome assembly. Lineage: Eukaryota; Viridiplantae; Streptophyta; Zygnematophyceae; Desmidiales; Closteriaceae.